AUGGACGCGGGAACGCUUAGCGAGAUGCAUUCGAAUCUUCACGCAUUUUAUCCGAACGGAGCGCCGAAGCUGGUUUCCCGUCCACCAUCUGUGGCCACACUUGUUCCUGGUAUGGCUCCACCAGGAAUGGCAUCGGAUUAUGUACGUCCUCCUUCAGCUUUUAUUGGUCCCAAUGUCGUCAUGCCUCCUCCACCUUCACCGAAGCAGAAGGAAAUCAUCAGCUGGAACACACUUAGUCUGAUGUGUAGCAUGCAGGUUCUGUGCUCCUUGGCAAUUUUCGGUAUCGGUGUCGGUCGUAUGCUGGAAGGGGCAAAAAUGGGCGAUUGGAGUCGA
Messenger RNA from Ostertagia ostertagi, 333 nucleotides. Lineage: Eukaryota; Metazoa; Nematoda; Chromadorea; Rhabditida; Trichostrongylidae. The record is from the annotation of a GenBank genome assembly.